This is a messenger RNA of Babesia ovata, 8121 nucleotides long. Its product is annotated as Extracellular matrix-binding ebh. The record is from RefSeq and is a predicted model, not a curated record. The coding region runs from base 1 to 8121 and encodes 2706 amino acids. NCBI's taxonomy places the organism in Eukaryota, Apicomplexa, Aconoidasida, Piroplasmida, Babesiidae. The transcript has 2 exons.
AUGGCUCCGAAAGCAUUGACGGAUUGCCCCGAGAACCUUCGAGAGGCAAUUGACUGGCUCAUCCAAGUGAAGCAAGGACACGGGAUCCCUAGGCUGUCCGAGGCUCUCGGUAAGUUGUUUGACAAUGUUAUUCAGGACGCUGAAAGGUCUUUGUCGUCUCUCUCCGAAGCAGAUGAGCCGUCCGCCGGAGAUGUUAUCUCCAAGCUUCAAGGGUUUCGGAGCUCUUUUCCGAAAGACUCUGCGAAUUCUAAUAAAAACAUUUUACAUAAUGUCUGUUCCUCCCUUGAGAGGUUUUUAGGUUAUCGGUCACCCGGAACCUACGAUGGUUCCGGGAUUGUGUAUGGCUCCGCUUCCCGUUUGUGCGAUGCCAUUGUGACGUUUUUGUAUAGAGUGAUCAGUGAUGUCCGUGAUAAUCAACCGUACGUUGUUGGUAGAGUUUUGUUAGGUGGCCUAGUUGGUGACCUUGUAAAGGCGAGGUGGACUGGCCACCAUGGCUUCAAGGCUGUCGUCCCCAAGGUGGCCAGUGUCCUUGGGACAUAUAACCAGAAUGUCAAGGCCUCGAACGACAAAGUCAAGAGGCCGAUCAGUGACAUUAUCGCAUACGUCAAAAGUGAAGGUGGUGAGUUGCCUCCUAAGAUAAGUAAGCUAAAUAAAACUAAUCCUUCAGAGUCUGACGUCAAGACAGCCGAGGAAUUGGCGAAGGAGUGCGUUGGAAGAGGUAAGGAAUUCGGUAAGGCCUUCACUUCUAAAACACAUAAGCAUUACAUGAAAGAUGCGUUUGAUGAUUUGAAUGCAUCGUUGCGUGACAAAAUUCAUAAUGCCCGUAACAGCGUCGGCCGUGAGACUGCGAUGCUGAGCAGGUGGUCCAAGAAGCAGUAUAAGAACUACGAGGCUAUGGUAAAGUUGAUCAAGCAGGCCUUCAGCAAGCUCAAAGCAAAGGUCAAUUCGAAGAUUGAGAAGGAAGUCACUGACCUGGUCAACAACCUGAAGGGCUUGGUUAGGCGCAUCUUAGCUCAACUAGAAAAUAUCAGUAAGACGCUCGCCAGCUAUGUGGUGAAAUUGGAAACGUGGAUGAAGGAUGCAACAGAAUUUGUUGACAAUGUAUUGCAAAAACAAGUCAACGAGAUUGUAAAGGAACUCGACGCGGAUGAACCAAGCAAAACGCCAAACCACAAGAAAAAUCUUGACGAGGCGAUUAAAAAGGUUGAGAACAAGUUGGAAAAGAGCGUUGGGGAUUUGCAAGCUUGGAAGCAGGUGGCGAACCAACUGCUGGAAGGGACGAUUACGAGUUCUAAUGAAGUGCAUGGGAAAUUGGACCAUACUGAAAAAGUUCCCCCUGAGGGGACGACACAGAUUGGCAAAGGUAUUAAGAAAAUUGAGGAUGCCAAACAAAAAAUUACGGAUGUUAAUGCUGGCCUUCAAACUGUUCACAGCAAUUUGGAAGCCUGGAAUGCUGCGGCAAAAGAUGUGCUUAGCAAUGUGAUUCAGAGGGCGGAGAGUGUGCGUGGCGGGUUGGACCCUAAUCAGAAAGAUGACAAUCAUCCCAUUGGUCACAACAUUGAUAAGAUUAAGACAUCUAACGAAUCGAUUCAAACUGCAAAUUCUAGGCUUCUCCAACAACUUGGUAGGUUGAAUUCAUGGAUUGGCGCAGCGGAGAAAAUCCGUAAGGUUGCCGAGGAAAAGGCUAAGGAAGCGUAUAAUAAGUUGGACGUUAACAGGACGCUGGCAAAGAAAAUCGGGGAGAUUGAAGAGGCCAAUGAGCUGAUUAAAAGUGUUCAUAGUGGGUUGAAUGGUGUUCAUAGCAACUUGGGAAGGUGGAAAGGUGCGGCACAGAAAGUGCUUGACAGCGUCAUUGCCACCACGGGGAUUGUGAAGGAGAACUUGGAGCCUACUAAAAUUGAUGAUGCUCAGGGCCAUCCAAUUGGCCAUAAUAUUGGCGCAAUUACACAAGCAAGACAGGGAAUUGUUACUGCAAAUCAAAAGCUUGGCGCCCACCUUGGCAGUCUGGAGGGCUGGAAGGGAGAGGCUUAUAAGGUGAUUGGCGAAGCGGUGAGCAAGGCGGAAGAGGUUUAUAACAAGUUGGACACUAACGAAAAUAAAGAUCCAAUCGGUAAGAAGAUUAAAACAAUUGACGAUGCUCAAAAGGCAAUUGACUCUGCGAAUUCAAGUCUUCGAGAUGAAGUCACGGCUUUAGGUAACUGGAAGAGAGCGGCUGGAGAAAUUGUCCAAGCUGGGCAAAAUAAAUGUGAUGCAAUUUUGGAGAAAGUUGGAACAGAUGGAAAUUCAAAAGGUGACACAAUUUAUAAGAAAGCCAAAAAGUUAAGUGAAGAUGGUGCAAGGCUUUUCAAGGCUGCGAGUGAGGCCAAGAGCCUUGUUGAGUCCAAGGUUACAGCAGCGCUUGGGCAGGUAAAAGACAUGGACUCUAAGCUGAGAGAGGAUUUGUUUAAGGUUAAGAAGAAUAUUACGGAAGCUGUCAGGAAAUUAGGACAAACGUUGGAAACGAACGUGAAAAAUGAUUUACAUAAGUUGGAACAGGGAGUUAACGGCGGCGUGAAGCAGUAUGUCCACCAGUUGAGAGAGCAUAUUAAUAAGAGUGUCAAGAAGAUUAGGGGGAGUGCAGGGACGGAAGAUGAUUGGAAACGUAAAGACGCUAAAGGCCUGCUCGGCAUUGAGAGUGCGAUAAAACACUAUGCCAAUGCGUUCAGCGGGGCAGAUUCAUUCAACACCAGAGUCCAAGGCUGGCUGGACGCGAUUUGGGGGAAGGGUGAUGAGGGGAAGGAAAAUCAUAAGCUGCAAGAGUGGCUUAAGGCGUGGAUUACUGCAAAGGGUGUGAAUUUGUCGAUGGUACGAUUGAGGGUUCUGGGUGGCAUAUCCGAUAUGGAAGCAUUACGCAAGGCAAUAAUUGAAAAGAUCAAGGGGAAGUUUAAGGACGACGCAGGAAAAACAGCCGGUGAAAAAGUUGAAAGUGUAAAAGGUGACGGCAAAAGCAUCGAAAAAAAUGUCCAAGCCGUAAGGGAUGGGUGCAAUGAAUUCGUCAGCCAGCUGGAUGUGAAAUUUAAGAAUGGUAACCAAAUUGCCAAGGAGAUUGCACAAGCCGUUGCGGAUGAGGUUAAAGGUAAAAUUAUGUAUGGCACUAUAGAGGAGAAGCAUAUAACACCACUCGUCGAGGCCACCAUGAUAGCCCUGCGCACAACCGUCCACCAGGUGGCCAGCGAAAUUGACUCCAUUCUCCUCAGCGACUACAGGAUGGGCGGCGAAAAAACCGGUAUACACAUCGCAAAGGCGUUGGACAAAGCCGUUAAAGCAACCAGGGAUCUGGAAACUACGCUCAGCAAGCCGACUAGUGAGCAAGGCUCCGGCAAAAAUGGCAACGGUAAAGCAGAUGAGGAGAUUAAAGGAGAACUUGAUAAAAGCUUUAAGAAGGAGCCUGGCGCCACUGGUGAUCCAAGUAAAUAUCAUUUUGAUUCACAUUUCAUGAAUGAUUUCAGCACAGAGAGCAGUAGGCUCCAACUUGGCACGCUGAAAAGCAGUGAUGGAAAUGAUGAUGUGCUUAAGCAACAGUUCGGGGAUGAUGAUAGCAGUAAAAGAAUCACUAAAUUCGCUCAAGGAAAAUUCACCGGUUACCAAAAAUAUGUCACAGACAAAAUAUCCUCCCUUAAAACCGAUACGCUACAAAACAUCGCAGAGGCUGGUGAUCUUCCCAAGGACAUCGGGGAGAUCACGACUGUGGGACUGGAACCCUUCGCUCAGAAUGGUGUCGACACAAUACUCAGCACAGGAGAAAAAACCUUUAAAAUCCCGUCCUACGCAAUAGAAACAGAGCUCAAAGCAAUCGCUUGGCUCGUCGACAAGGGAAAUGGACAGGCGCCGGCAGGCAAAAACGGAGAUGAAGAUGGUGUAAAAGAUUUGUUGAAAAGGCUUCAAGAGGGGCUGCAAAAUGGAAAGUUGAAAGAACUAAAAGGCAAAAAUGUCAAAGGCCUUGCAAAAAUACAUGAAGCAAUUCAAAAUCUGAAGAGAGAGACGUACGUUCCAAAAUCCGGUGAAAUCGGUACAGCCGUCAACCUUAUUAAGGCGCAGCUUGAAGAGCUCAGGAAGCAGUUGAAGAAAGAUGGACAAAAUGAUAAAACUGCCGUUGUCAACGCGUUGAACGAUUUGCAAAAAGAGGGCCUUGGGAAAAAUUCAAAUUGGAAUCCAACUAAAAGUGGUAACCCAGUGGACGGCCUGAUGAAAAUCCAUGAGGACAUCAAAAAGCUUCAUGACGAAGAAUUUACUAAAAAUCCAAGCACAAUUGGAGAAUACGUACAAGUGAUAAGCUCGACGCUUGGAGAACUUCAGAGUAAUUUGGAAAGCAAUGUCACCGAGAAGUUAGAAGACUUGAGGGAAUAUGCCCUUGAAUAUGGUGGGAACUGGACCGUUGACGGCAAAUUUGUAGACGGAAUUGAGAAAAUCAAAGGGGAGCUUCAAGCACAAAAUAAAACAUUGUCCCAGCAGCCUGGUAAAAUCGACAAGGCCAUAGAAAAAAUUAGGUUGGAACUUGCACUAAUCGGAUUCAGGUUGAAUGAUAAAGACAUUGAUAGUGACGUAGUCGACCAGUUGACACGAUUGAAAGAGAAGAUUGGCAUGGGUGACGCAACUAAUGGAAAUCUUCAAUACAUUUAUGAUGUGAUUCAAAAAUUGCAAGAAGGGGAAUUUACUCAUAGACCCAUAGAAAUCCGCAAUUCCAACGAGGCCAUAAAAAGUGAGCUUAUCAAGCUUAGAACUGUGCUGCAGGGCCACAAGGACAGUGAUGUCAUUUUGACGCUGAACGAUUUGCAGAACAAUGGACUGAGUGGUGGAAAGUGGAAUAAACAUGGAAAUGAAAAAGGCCUUGACGCAAUUAAAAAUGCGCUUCAACUUCAACAAAGUGAUUUAAACAAACAACCCGGCAACAUUGACCAAGGCGUCAAGGAGAUCACCGGUGAGCUUACAAAGCUUCAGACGCAGUUGACUGAACAGGUCACCAGCAAGUUGGAGACACUGAAAGAUCAGGGACUUGAGAAAGUUGAUAAAUGGACAGUUGACAGUCAGCAGGCUAAAGGCCUCACUAAAAUCACCGGGGAGAUUGACGAGAUAAAAAGCAAGGACGUCGAAGACGUCAAGCAUCAACUCAAGAUGCUCUGCAGCGCCAUAAAGCACGGCUCGAGAGCGCUGAGAGACAACUUAAAGUACAUGAAAGAGACUCUCAUCGACGAAGGGCUGAAGAAAAUCAAGGACCAAAUUAACAGUCUCCGCUCCAGGCAGCUGGAGGCUGCGAUCAGGGAGUGCAGGGCUUUCAUCGACAGGGACGCCGACGUGUUCAAGAAAAGAUGCAUCGACGAGCUCACGAAAUACGUCGACCAGGAACUCAAGGCGUCGGAGGAAGAGCUGUUACAGGAGGCCCGCCGGCAGUACGUGUCCACUAUACAAGAAAUGCUGAUGAGUUUCGUCGCCAAGGUGGAAACGGAGCUGGAGGAGUUGCCUGAGGAAAUCGAUCGAGACUUGACGAUAGGAUUUAAGGGGUUUAUGAAGACGCUGGAGGAUGGGACAACUGAUGAUGUAAGCACCGGUAAAGGGGAAAACAUCAAUAAACUUGUAAACGUCAAGUAUCCAAAAGAUGUCUCAGCACUGUCGUCGGCUUUCAUGAAAUUCUUCGGGCCACUGAAGGAUUACGUGAAGAAUGAGAUUAUGAGGGCGCAUGAUGAAGAAAGCAAAAAGACAAACCCUUCACUCCCGCCGCCGGCGGAGCCCUACGCCCCGAAGCUCUAUGAAGUCAACGCCGCGAUUAACACGGUGCUCAUCCAUAUUCAGAAUAUACAAGGCUACGAUCACAGACUCCCCGGUCUGCUCAACGAUCUGAUUAAGGCGUUGGGUGAAAUGAAGCCCGAAACCUUCGGUAAGAUCACAACUCCGCUGCUGAACACUGUCGGCCGUGGCCUCCGUGAAUUCGUCGCUGAGUUCGGCGACGCUUACGUCUCCACAUACUCUGGCGCGGAGUGCCGGGAUGCUGACGCCGACAAGUACGCCAAGGUGUUGCUGAGCAUGAUCCCGAUGGCUCACGAUGCGCUUAGCAACCUGGAGACCAAAUGCGGCACCAACUGGCGAAACAACAAAAUAUGCGAGUUCACCCCCGACGACAGGGACAACGGCCUGGGCAACUGCCUCGCCAAAUGCGGGUACAAGGUGUCUCUCACCGACGGACUCCAGGAGGGGGAGUUGCAGAAUCAAUUUUCGGGCGGCGCAGUGUAUGAGUUGCUUAAAUCCCCAGUUGAGAAUGUCAGCGUCAAAAUGCUGAUCGAUGGCAAGUCGGCAGAGAAAGAAAUUAAAGUUGUUGACAUUCUUGCGCUUUGCCAUAACAUGUUAUGUCGUUACCUCCAGGCGUGCCACCUUAAGGUGCACGCAUCGCCCAGAUACCCCUGCACGGUGAGGGACAUGCUGUCGUGGCUUACAGGCCUGCAGUACACUCCGGUGGCGGACCAACUGACCGACCACUGCAGAGCGUUGCUCAACCGCAACUGCGACGAUAACGAUACACCCAACAGGGAGGAUAAAGUCAUGGUGCAGUGCAUAAAUGGCCUGCCGUUCACUAUCGCAGAAGCGUGUUCGUACGCCAACUCAUUGCUCGUAACCAUACAGGGCCGCGGUCGCGGCUUUGACCUCGCCGCCUACCCCUACUCCGUCGACUUCGCCAACAACACCGCACAGCUGUACUACCCGGACGACCCCGCCGAGGUGCUGGAUAUGUUGAGGGGCAUAGUAUGCCGCCUGUGCUCAGUGCUCUAUUUCCUCUACGCCCAAUGCUGCCGUGCCACCGCCGAAACCAAGGGCUGGCGGGAGUGCCACUACGGUCGGCAGGUGCCGUCCUCCCACUGGCAGUGUAACACCUUCGACAGGCAGGCCACCGACGCAAGUCACAACUGCCCGCCCACCUCGCCGCUGCAGUCUUUCCUCACCGACAGCUGUCCUAACCUCCUGCCGCAUAAGCUUACCGCUACUGACAAUGCCAUCGAAUGCGUCGACUGCCCCGGCAACCUACCGGGUCAGCAGUGCCUCACCCCGCUCGGCUUCUGGGACCUUGGCCUCGCUGCCUCAGUGGAGCGCACCGGCAAGGAUCUUGCCAAGUCACUCGGCCGUCUCUGCAGUGACGCCGACGCGUGCCUCUUCCAACUCUGCCGAACGCUGUCCUUGCUGUGCCCCUCAGCACCGCAGUCACUCGGCGACGUGUUCGCGUUGUUCACUCAUCUGCUCAGAACGUGGGACCACGAAUCAUCUCGAGGAGCGUACUCCCACCAUGAGAGUUACGUAACGCACCUGAACGACAAGGCCAUCGACAGCCUCUUCCCACUGUGGCCACAGCUCCACGGCAGCUACCAGAAUGCCAAGCUCACCGACGCCCUCAAGGCACUCGUCGGCCAUGAUCAUGGUGAUGACAGCCACGAUGCCCUCUCCAGUCUCUCCGCCGAGCCGCCUUGUCAAUCACCCAGUGGAUGCGCCCCAUUCCUGCAGCCGCUGGCGCUGCACGCCAACCACACCUUCCCGCAGAAGCACGCACAGCUGUAUAUCUCUUGGUCUCUCCUUGAUGCUUUGAACAACAUCGACUGCACGGCCCACGGCUGCGCCACGUGCCCUAGUUCGCCCGGCAACCACGGCGACAAGGACGCCUGCCACUGUCCCUCAGUCGUCGAAUGUGGCGGACCCCUGCCGGCGCUCUACCGCUACGGAUUCACUUAUCGCAACGCCCACGUCCUGGUAGCCGGCAGCCAGAGGACGCGGUGCAGUGACCUCAACGACCAACUCACCAAGGCCCUGCAUUCUAACCACUUCACGGAGUUGUUCCACCAAAUCGAUGAGUUCCUCUACUGCAUCCGCCUGCCCUUCCUUCUCACCACCGUAGCGCUUUGGCUCAUCGCCACGCUCUACAUCCUCGGCGUACUCCUCUACCGCAUGGACGUGCUGCGCAUCCGCUCCCACCUCCUCACCACCGCGGCCUCCCACCAAGUUGACGUCAAGGCGCUUCUCACCACCAGCCGCAAGAUGCUCUCACUGUACCACGGCGUCGACUACUUCGACGAUGACCCAAUGGGUCAACUUGAUGCCUCACAGUAA